This is a messenger RNA of Tuber aestivum (summer truffle), 4016 nucleotides long. The record is from the annotation of a GenBank genome assembly. Lineage: Eukaryota; Fungi; Ascomycota; Pezizomycetes; Pezizales; Tuberaceae.
AUGGACGGAAUGGCAUAUGAGCAAGGACAGUAUCCGCCACAGAGGGGAUAUCCAGGAGAUUAUUAUGAGGGCCAGGGUCAGCAAUAUGCGCAACCGCACGGUGGUCGAGGACAGCCGCCUUCACAGCGGGGCUUGAAUAGAUACGCGAGCCAACCCGGGAUGAAUUCAGCUUAUAGGCAGGGAGGGAGUGAGAGAGGUGAGCUUUUGACUUUUGCUUCCGCACCAGGUGGCUUGUUUCUGGAUAUGCAGUAUUCUUACGCGCGCUUGUACUUUAGCCCGUCCACCUCCAUCACCAGGAAUGGUUUCCAAUUCUGAUAGUCCUUUCCCACCUUUUGGGGGGUCAAUGAAGCGUCGCGAUCCGGUACCCCCUGGGGCUCUACCCAUAGACGACUCAAUGCUUGCAAUGAACUUGUAUGACGAUGGCCCUUCACCGCCUCAAAUGCGGCAGCGUGGCCCUCUCCCGCCUGGACGUGAGGGAGCAAUGCCUAGGUCACAGACUAUGUCGGAUAGAAUGGGUAGGGGAAAGCCACCUCCUGGCUAUCAGGGAGCGGGAGGAGGGCCAGGUUAUCGUGGGCCUCCGCCCCCGGGAAUGAGGGGACCUCCCCCGUCUGGGAUGAGAGGACCACCGGCGGUGCACCAGAGAAUGCCACCUCCCCGCGGGAACAUGCCAAUGCCGAUGGCGAGUAGAGGGCCUCCGUCUGGCAAUCGACCUGGACAGGGCACGGGCCAUUAUGAUCAGGGAUGGACCGGGACGUAUCAAUCACAGAAUGAACAUUAUGGGGAAGCACCACCUCAGGGCCCUGGUUUCGGGCCACCGCAGAGGAGUAUGACCAUGCCUGCGAACGCACAGUCCCCACUACCGCAACAGGUGCCAUCUCAAGCGGAGACGCAAUAUACAGCGUAUAACCCUCAGCGGCAUGUGGGGGCGGUGAACUUUUCUAGUCCUCGGGCGUAUCCUCCGCGACCAGUGUAUGAGGAAUAUCCGCCGCAGGGUCCAGGUGAUCCUCAGAAUAGAGAGAGUGUUGGUUUGAUAUUGGAUGCUUAUUAUGGCGCUGAUUAUACUGAGGGGGGUUACGAUCAGCAGCAUCCAGCGAACGCCUAUCAUGAGGAGCUAGCGCAAUAUCACGAGGAGCCAGCGCAAUAUGGGGGGAAUGAUACCUCUUUCGAGUAUCCGGGACCAACUUAUCAAGAAGGUUAUACGGAUGAGCCCCAGGAUUUCGCUCAACAGGCCUAUCGUAGUAGAUCACAGCCCGAUCUGCGCGGAGAAUCCAGAGCAGCGACUGGACCGCCACCUCCCCUACCUACUAAUAGCUAUAGCGAGGCCAAUGGAAACCCACACAACCAUGGGCAAUAUGACGGCGCUAUCGGGGUGCUGGGAGAUACCCCAGAGGAUUCUCCGCCGGUGUUGACGGCGAACGGGUUCCCCCCUCCGCCUCCUCAACCCAAUAUCCCAGCGGCUCUCAGGGUCGGAUCACCUGCACCAUCGCAGCAAAUUCUAGGGCCAUCGCCUCAGAAGCGAAUGUCACCGCCGCAGAAUCAGUAUCCUCCAAGGACCCAAUCCGCACAACCGAGUGUGGUGGGCGACUCACUUCCCCACCACCCCGCGCCGUCUCCUAAUGUAGUUUCAGAUACGUCCAGUCUUAGGUAUAGUGCGGAUUUUCUCCCAGCUCAUCCCCCGCCAAUCCGCCCGGGAUUAAUGCAGGAUCAGUCUGGAUGGAAUAACCAUCCUCCACCUAUACGGCAGUAUUCACCCGACCGUGGCAGCACCAUAUCGCGGCAGUCCAUUCAACAGCAGCCGGGUCCUGUCACUCCAAUUGAGCUGAACCAAUUGCGCCAGAACGCCAAGACCAACCCGGGAGAUCAGAGGCUCCAAUUGAUGCUUGCGAAGAAGAUGGUCGAGGCGUCAUCGGUCCUUGCGGACGAGGGCGGCCGGGCAGAUGCUAAGACUGCCAAGAGGAAUAGGGAGAAUUACAUAUUCGACGCACACAAGAUUGUCAAGAAAUUGUGCAAUUCGGUUGGUAUAUUGAGUCCGUUUGUUAUAGUACCUGGCUGACCAGAUGUUUGAAGUCCCACCCAUACCCCGACGCGAUGUUCUACCUAGCGGAAUGCUACUGGGAAGGCUUGCUUGGAUUGCAGGUUGACCUCGAGCGCGCAUUCAACUUGUAUCAAUCCGCGGCAAAGCUAAACCAUGGGCCAUCGGCUUAUCGCACUGCUGGUACGGCAUAUCGUUAUCAAUGGCUUAGGUGCCGGAGCAUGAGCUAAUAGUAGCCUGGUUCUAGUUUGCUGCGAGCUCGGCGCGGGGGUGCGGAAAGAUCCGCUCAAGUCAAUUACAUGGUACAGGAAAGCAGCCGCGCUAGGGGAUACCGCGGCCAUGUACAAGCUUGGCAUGAUACAGUUGAAGGGACUGCUGGGCCAGACCAAGAACCCACGAGAUGCCAUCAACUGGCUGAAGAGGGCUGCCGAUCAAGCGGAUGAGAACAAUCCCCAUGCUCUCCACCAACUUGUAAGUCCAUCCUUACCCAGACACUCUAAUACUGGGCUAACGGCCUCACAGGGCCUAAUCUAUGAAUCUGAAUCCAACGACAAGAUCAUCCCUGACGUUUCCUACUCCCGUGAACUCUUUAUGAAAGCCGCAGAGCUCAACUACCCCCCCUCGCAAUUCCGCAUUGGCUGCGCCUUUGAGUAUGGCACCAUGGGCUGCCCGAUCGAUCCCCGCCAGAGUAUAUCCUGGUAUAGCCGCGCGGCAAUGCAAAGCGAGGAGGAGAGUGCGCUCGCUCUGAGCGGGUGGUAUCUCACCGGUGCCGACGGCGUGAUUAAGCAAUCCGACACCGAGGCGUAUCUGUGGGCGCGCAAAGCAGCCGAGAAGGGCCUGGGAAACGCAGAGUACGCUCUCGGCUACUACACCGAAGUCGGCAUCGGCGUGGUGGCGAACUUGGAGGAAGCGAAGAGGUGGUAUUAUAAAGCUGCUAGUAAGUCACCGCCCCCCUACUUUUUAUUAUUAUUAUUUUUGCCAGGAGUGGGUGAGCGGUUGAUUGACUGAUCGAUGCGAGGGAAUAGGCCAAAACCACGAAAAAGCCCGCCAACGCCUAAACGAACUCAAGAAGGGCGGUGCAGCCGUGCAAAGGUCCCGGGAGAAACUCUCCAGGGUGCACGUUAAGAAGAAUAAGGAUGAUGGGGAGUGCGUUAUUAUGUAGAUCGUCUCGUCCCUGGACCCUUUUGCUAGGCCUAGUUGUAGCAAAUGCCGUCCUUGCCGGGGGUGGGGUGGGGCGGGGCCGUUUCGGUUUGGUUUGGGAAUUUCGGGUUCUCUUGCUUCACUUCUACUUGUUCUUUUGGGGUUUUUCCUUUCUCUCUUUUUUUCUUCUUCUCUUUUCCUAGAUGAGUUAUGGUGCUGUAUUGGGAGUACCCUGGGCUGGGUUUGAUGGUUAUUUGCUCUAGGCGGUUUUGUGGAUAGAUGGUGGGGAAUAUGGGGGGGAUAAGCUAAUGUAUGAGUAUUCAGGGGGUAGGCCGGGCUGUGUGAUUCAUGAGAUGAGAUAAAGCGUGUAUCAACGAGAACCCUUUUUAUUCACCUGUGUUGCAAAAGCUCUCUAGCAAACAAGGUUACAGAAAAGCAAAGUUAAAAGAGGAAAAGUAGUUAUAAGACGGUUUACUGUACAGUACACUCCGCCUAUACGAGUGAUUUUCUAUGCAACAUUUGUACGUAUCCCCACCGCCGGUCCCCGGGAUCCCUAGAAUGUACAGGGAAAAGUGAAAUAUGGUGCUAUGAACAAGGAAUCCACGAGAACAUCCCUAAAAUGCACAAGAACGUAUAGCAAAGAAAACAAGGCAAGAGAAAUCUAUUUUUUUCUCCCCCCUCUCUCCUGGUCACCGCUUCAACCUCCUGACAAUCUCCCCAACCUUUCCUAACAACCCGGCAGGCGGACAUCCCCUCUCCAAUAGAAACCUCAAUCCGACGCCCCUCCCAUCUUUCCCCACCUCGAGCGCCUUCUCCCAGACACCCCGCCCACCCAACCCGACUC